This is a messenger RNA of Conger conger (European conger), 895 nucleotides long. Its product is annotated as neurotrophin-3-like. The coding region runs from base 98 to 895 and encodes 265 amino acids. Gene Ontology annotation, biological process: neuron projection morphogenesis; nerve growth factor signaling pathway; positive regulation of peptidyl-serine phosphorylation. Gene Ontology annotation, molecular function: nerve growth factor receptor binding; growth factor activity. The record is from RefSeq and is a predicted model, not a curated record. Lineage: Eukaryota; Metazoa; Chordata; Actinopteri; Anguilliformes; Congridae. The transcript is spliced from 2 exons.
GACACACAGAAGUUUCUAAAGAAACCUCCGUUUAAAAAUAAAAAAUAAAAAAUACUAUCUUAAUGUCGGCUCUUCUGGAUCCGCGCACACCGAUGAUAUGGUUACCUUUAUUACGGUGUUACAGGUGAACCUUGUGAUGUCCGUGCUCCUGUACCUGAUGUUCCUGGCGUACCUGUUCGGAUUCCAGGCCAUGCCCUCGGACCGCCGGCCGCCCACGCAGGACCCGGUCAACGCGCUCAUCAUCCAGCUCCUGCAGGAGGGCCUGUCCCGCGACCGGCAGCGCGCGGGGGGGGCCGAGCCCCCCGCCCGGGAGGCGGGGCCGCCCGAGGAGCCCCGCCCGCCCGAGUACGAGGCGUGGGACCCGGAGGGGGAGGGCCGCUCCCCGCGGGACGUGGGCCCCGACCUGCUCAAGCAGAGCAAGCGCUUCAGCUCGCCCCGCGUCCUCCUGAGCGACCGCCCGCCCCUGCAGCCGCCCCCGCUCUACCUGAUGGACGAGUACGCGGGCGGCGGGGAGGGGAACCGGACCCGGCGCCGCCGCCACGCCCAGCACCGCAGCUACCGGGGCGAGUACUCCGUGUGCGACCCGCAGAGCCAGUGGGUCACCGACAAGACGGCGGCCACGGACAUCCGCGGCCGCCCGGUCACCGUGCUGGGCUCGGUCAGGGCCAACGGGCUGGAGGUCAAGCAGUACUUCUACGAGACCAACUGCCGCAACGCCCGGCCCACGCGGAGCGGCUGCCGCGGCGUGGACGACAAGCACUGGAACUCGCAGUGCAAGACGGCGCAGACCUACGUGCGCGCGCUCACCGCCGAGCGCAAGUCCGUGGGCUGGCGCUGGAUACGCAUCGACACGUCCUGCGUCUGCGCCCUGUCGCGCAAGAAGCGCCGGACGUGA